AUGCUUAGAUCAUGGCUUCUCCAGGCUAUGACCCCGGAUAUUAGUCUUGGCUAUAUGCGUCUCGACUCUGCUCAUGCUAUAUGGGAUGCGGUUUCUCAAACCUAUUCUGAGGGAGGUUGUGAUGCCCAGAUUUAUGAAUUGAAAUGUCGGAUCCAAGCCACUACUCAGCAAGGUAAGAUGUUGGAGACAUAUUUUAAUUCACUCCAGGCUUUAUGGCAGGAACUUGAUUAUUAUCAGCCGUGCGACAUGAAGUGCUCUAACGAUACUGCUGCGUUGAAAAAACGGAUCGAGAAGGAAUGUACUUUUGAGUUCUUGGCUGGUCUUAAUCCGGAUUUGGAUCAAGUGAGAACACAGGUGCUUGGAAAGGAUCCUUUUCCCUCUUUGCGUGAAGCCUAUGCAUAUGUGCGUGCGCAAGCUCUCCGUCGAUCUGCUAUGGUUAUACCACCCUCUUUAGAAGGGUCUGCCUUGAUUUCUACAGCAAACCAUUCGGUUUGGGCGCCACCGGUACAUCAAUCUAGUUCUUCAGCUGCUGUCUCAUCUGGUAAUGUUGCUAAGAGUUCGAAAUCUGAUGAUAAGGAUGCUUUGAAAUGUGAUUAUUGUCAUCAGACCAAGCAUGUGAGAGAGCAAUGUUUCAAGCUCAAUGGUUAUCCACCUUGGUGGCCUGGCAAGAAGGGUGAAAAAGCUGAAGGCAGCAAGGGAGGAGGUGGAAAAGGGGGCCGUUCCAGCUCCAGAGCCUAUCACACAUCUUCUAGUGAUCAGAAUGACCAAACUACCUCUCAACUCUCUUCUGCUCAAAUGGAAAAAAUCGUUCAAGAGUGUGCUCGCUUGCUCUCUGAUAAAGGAUCUAAAGGGGCUUCCGGUUCCUUAGCCACCUCCUCAGGUAACUUUGGUUGUUGUCUUAGUGCAUCUGGUAAGUCUUUCUCAGACUCUUGGAUUAUAGAUACAGGGGCAACUGAUCACAUGACCUCUAAACUUGAUUUCUUCUCUCGUUAUUCAUCCCCUAGUAAGACUUGUGUUACCACUGCCGAUGGUUCACCCACUCUUGUGGUUGGUGAAGGCUCUGAUCAACGGACCGGGGCAACGAUUGGUCGUGGUAGUGAGAAAGGGGGGCUUUAUCUCUUGGAUGACCCAGCUGGCUAUACUAGUUCUCCCACAGUUCAUGCUCUUCAGUCCGCUACUGACUCAUCCAGGGACAUUUGGUUAUGGCACAAACGAUUGGGACACCCAUCAUUUAUCUAUUUACAAAAAUUGUUUCCUUCUUUAUUGUCUUCGGUUGAUCUUUCUCAAUUUAAGUGUGAAAUAUGCGAACUUGCUAAGCACCACCGUGUUUCUUAUCCAUUAAGUAUUAAUAAAAGUUCUGCACCUUUUGCUCUUGUCCAUAGUGAUGUUUGGGGUCCUUCUCGUGUGUCAAAUUUAUCCAAUUCCAAAUGGUUUGUCACAUUCAUUGACGAUUAUUCCCGACUUACUUGGGUUUAUUUGAUGACUGACAAAAGUGAGGUUUUCUCUAUUUUUCAGUCCUUUCACCAAAUGAUCCAUACACAAUACAAUUCUAAGAUUAAAGUCUUCCGCUCAGAUAAUGGGGGUGAGUACAUCAAUUCUGGUCUCAAAACCUAUUUUUCGGAUCAUGGCAUUAUUUAUCAAAGAUCUUGCAGCUAUACCCCUCAGCAGAAUGGAGUAGCUGAACGGAAAAAUCGCCAUCUUCUAGAAGUUGCUCGUUCCCUUCUUCUUUCCAUGUCUGUACCAAAGUCUUAUUGGGGGGAGGCUGUUCUUACAGCUGCUUAUUUGAUCAAUAGGAUGCCUUCUCAAGUUCUCAAAUUUCAAACUCCCCUUCAGGUGUUCACUGCUGCAUGUUCUCCUUCUACUGUUAAUCAUCUUCCUCCUCGAGUGUUUGGUUGCAUUAGUUUUGUGCAUCUUCAUCAUAGUGGUAAGCUUGACCCUCAUUCCCUCAAAUGUAUUUUUCUUGGCUACUCUGCCACUCAAAAAGGGUACAAAUGUUAUCAUCCUCCGUCCAAAAAAUUCUUUGUUACUAGAGAUGUUACUUUUCAUGAGGAACAUGCUUAUUUCUCUCAUCUUAGUUCUAAGACUUCUCUUCAGGGGGAGAAUAUAAGUAGUGAAGAUAAGUCUUAUGGUGUGCCAAUGUUUGAGUUGGAAAAAAUUGAACAAAAUGAAAGUGAAAAAAAUGAUACUGGAAGAGAAGGCAAUUCCUUGACUCUCCCACCUGUUGGUCAUCGUAUGUCACCAUAUGAUUUGGUGUAUACAAAAAGAGAUAAGGUGCCCUUUCAGAGAAAUGAUCAAUCUGCUGCCCCGGUGACAGGUAAUUCAGAGGUAGAGUUUGUUGAACCUUCUUGUUCUUUACUUGAAAAUAACCCUAUAAACUCUGUUCCUUCAAUUGAUAAUGAAUUACCUAUUGCCUUAAGGAGACCACUUCGUUCUUGCCCAUCAAAGUACAAAUAUCCUAUCUCAAAUUUCAUGUCUUCUCAUCGUCUCUCCCCAUGUCUUAAAUCAUUUGCCUAUCAGUUGUCUUCUGUAUCUGUUCCUCAAACAUUGCAGGAUGCACUGGACAAUCCAAAGUGGAAGGAGGCGAUGGAUGAGGAAUUGAGAGCUCUACGAAAAAACUCUACUUGGGAGUUGGUGGAGUUGCCAAGGGGGAAGAAGGUUGUUGGUUGCAAAUGGGUGUUCACAAUAAACAUAAGGCAGAUGGCUCUGUUGACAGAUACAAGGCAAGGUUGGUGGCAAAAGGCAGCUAACUUGGGGUGGACUCUUCAACAAUUUGAUGUGAAGAAUGCUUUCCUCCAUGGAGACUUAGAGGAGGAAGUAUACAUGGACAUGCCUCCAGGUAUAGAUGAGACCUCUCAAGGAAAAGUAUGCAGAUUAAGAAAAUCAUUGUAUGGCCUGAAACAGUCUCCUAGGGCAUGGUUUGGUAGAUUCUCUCAAGCUAUGAAAAAGUAUGGAUAUCGUCCUAGUCAAGCAGAUCAUACAUUGUUCCUACGACAUUCUCGGGAUGGUAGGAUUACUAUUGUUAUUGUUUAUGUAGAUGAUAUCAUUAUGACAGGGGACGAUAUAGAGGAGAUCAGUAAGCUGAAAAUACAAUUGGCCAAGGAAUUUGAUAUCAAAGACUUGGGGACACUACGAUAUUUUUUAGGCAUUGAAGUGGCACAUUCAAAAGAAGGAAUCUUUAUCUCACAAAGAAAAUAUGUACUUGAUCUUCUGACUGAAACUGGAAUGUUAGCAUGCAAGCCUGCGGACACUCCAAUUGAACAAAAUCAUAGAUUGGGAGAGCAAACUGAUGAUACACCUGUUGAUAGGGGGAGAUAUCAAAGAUUGGUAGGGAAGUUGAUAUAUUUGGCUCAUACAAGACCAGAUAUAGCUUAUGCAGUAAGUGUCGUCAGUCAAUUCAUGCACGAGCCACGUGAGGUCCACAUGCAGGCAGUUGAAAGGAUACUUAGAUACUUGAAAUCAGCACCUGGUAAAGGCCUUUUAUUUUCAAAGCAUGAUAACUUUGCUAUAGAGGCUUAUACAGAUGCAGAUUGGGCUGGUUCAGUUUCAGACCGGAGAUCAACCACGGGAUAUUGCACGUUUGUGGGUGGCAAUCUAGUCACUUGGCGUAGUAAAAAGCAAUCAGUUGUUGCUAGAUCUAGUGCUGAGGCUGAGUUCAGGGCUAUGGCCCAUGGCAUCGGAGGGCCUUUGGCCAACACCCCCCGGGUGUGGUCCUCUUAUUGGUUCUAUUUUGCAGGGAGAAGAAGGCGGCGAAGAAGAAAGGGGAAUCUUUCCAAUCGAAUAUUCUCGUGGGGAAAUUUGUACACUCAAAUUGGUGCUUUCAUUGAGAGCACGAGUUAUACUCAACGCGUGCUCAAGGAAUCCGUUCCUCCUAUUUUCCAAUCCACCGAAGCCUUCCAAACAACCAUGGUUGGAAGCAUGAAGACGAGAGGCAAAACUGCCGCGAUGGCUAAAUCCGCGACGGCCCAAAGCCACUCCACCCACGGUCCCGCAAUUGACAUGGUGGCACCACCACCUUUCCUAACCGCACGGCCACCGUUGCGAACAUGGUGGAACCUCCUAUCAAGGUGGGCUUGUUACCACCGCCGACUUAGGCCCGGUCUUGGAGCAACUUCAAGCGAUCCUUCAUUGCCUCCACGCUCGACAUACGCUCCCGCGCACACCUCCAAUGAAACCCUAGCCCGUGUGCAAUUGGGCUCCACACACUUCUCUCCUCCUGAUCCACGAAGUCAAGCAGACCUUAGUUUGAGAGUUGACCAGCUAGCUCAGAGAAUGGACGACCAAAGCGAUCUGAUGAGGCAACUCCUCACCAAAUCAUCUUGGCUCAAAACCUUGGCCUUGGACAACUAG
Messenger RNA from Prunus armeniaca (apricot), 4347 nucleotides. The record is from the annotation of a GenBank genome assembly. NCBI's taxonomy places the organism in Eukaryota, Viridiplantae, Streptophyta, Magnoliopsida, Rosales, Rosaceae.